Molecule: messenger RNA, 5694 nt
Organism: Lutra lutra (Eurasian river otter)
Lineage: Eukaryota; Metazoa; Chordata; Mammalia; Carnivora; Mustelidae
Gene: RAB3GAP2
Product: RAB3 GTPase activating non-catalytic protein subunit 2
Biological process (GO): regulation of GTPase activity
Source: RefSeq, a predicted model, not a curated record
GCGCGCUGACAGCUUCCGGUUUGGUUUCCCCGCCCCUGCGCGGCUAAAGCAGUGCGGACUCGGCUGUGGAAGCCGUGGGGUCUCAGGGGGCAGGGUGUGGUGAGGUGAGGUGGGUCCCCGAGCGGGGUUCCCGGAGCCAUGGCUUGCUCCAUUGUCCAGUUCUGCUACUUCCAGGACCUCCAGGCCGCCCGGGACUUCCUCUUCCCUCAUCUGCGGGAGGAGACCCCCAGCGGCGCCGUGCGGAGGGACCCCAGUAAAUCAAACUGGGAAGAUGAUGGUUGGGGAGCAUGGGAAGAGACGGAACCCCAAGAACCUGAAGAAGAAGGAAAUACUUGCAAAACACAAAAAACGUCCUGGCUGCAAGAUUGUGUUUUAUCCUUAUCUCCAACCAAUGAUCUUAUGGUUAUUGCCCGAGGGCAAAAAGCUGUUUUUCUAGUGCCAAAAUGGAAAUACAGCGAUAAAGGAAAGGAAGAAAUGCAAUUUGCUGUUGGCUGGAGUGGUUCUUUAAAUGUCGAAGAAGGAGAACAUGUAACCAGUGCUCUAUGUAUCCCACUAGCAAGCCAAAAGAGGAGUUCCACAGGGCGUCCUGACUGGACCUGCAUCGUGGUGGGCUUUACUUCAGGUUACGUGCGCUUCUACACUGAGAGUGGUGUGCUCUUGCUCGCACAACUUUUGAAUGAAGACCCAGUCCUACAGCUGAAGUGCAGGACCUAUGAAAUCCCACGACACCCUGGCGUGACCGAACAGAAUGAAGAGUUGAGUAUAUUAUAUCCGGUUGCCAUUGUGACUAUUGAUGGAUUUAGCCUUUUUCAGUCUCUUCGUGCUUGUCGAAAUCAGGUAGCAAAAGCUGCAGCAUCUGGCAAUGAGAACAUACAGCCCCCACCGUUAGCUUAUAAGAAAUGGGGUCUCCAAGAUAUUGACACUAUUAUUGAUCAUGCUAGUAUUGGUAUCAUGACUCUGUCCCCUUUCGACCAAAUGAAGACUGCCUCCAACAUAGGGGGAUUUAACGCAGCAAUUAAAAACAGUCCACCCGCCAUGUCGCAGUACAUCACCGUCGGGUCCAAUCCAUUUACUGGCUUCUUCUAUGCACUAGAGGGGAGCACCCAGCCGUUACUGUCUCACGUGGCGCUGGCGGUCGCAAGUAAACUCACUUCUGCUUUAUUUAACGCUGCCAGUGGCUGGCUUGGUUGGAAAAGCAAACACGAAGAGGAAGCCGUGCAGAAGCAGAAGCCAAAGGUCGAGCCGGCCACCCCGUUGGCUGUCAGAUUUGGACUUCCAGAUUCUAGACGCCAUGGUGAAAGUAUAUGUCUGUCUCCAUGUAACACUCUGGCAGCAGUAACAGAUGAUUUUGGCAGAGUAAUUUUAUUGGAUGUGGCUAGAGGAAUUGCAAUACGCAUGUGGAAAGGGUAUCGAGAUGCACAGAUUGGUUGGAUCCAAAUCAUAGAGGACCUCCACGAAAGAGUACCAGAAAAGGCAGAUCUUUCCCCUUUUGGAAAUACUCAGGGUCCAAGCCGAGUAGCUCAGUUCCUUGUGAUCUAUGCACCAAGAAGGGGAAUCUUAGAAGUGUGGAGCACACAGCAGGGACCUAGAGUUGGAGCCUUCAACGUGGGAAAGCACUGCAGGCUUCUGUAUCCUGGCUAUAAAAUAAUGGGCUUAAAUAACGUUACCAGUCAGAGUUGGCAGCCGCAGACUUACCAGAUCUGCCUUGUUGAUCCAGUGUCUGGAAGUGUGAAAACAGUCAAUGUUCCUUUCCAUUUAGCGCUGAGCGACAAGAAGUGUGAACGAGCCAAGGACAUGCACCUAGUGAAGAAGCUGGCCGCCCUGCUGAAAACAAGACCUCCCCACCUCGAUUUGGUUGAAACACAAAUGAAGGAACUAAUUCUUGAUAUUAAGUACCCCGCAACCAAGAAACAAGCCUUGGAAAGCAUUUUGGCAAGUGAACGAUUACCAUUUUCCUGCCUUAGAAACAUCACUCAGACUCUAAUGGAUACUUUAAAAAAUCAAGAGCUGGAGUCUGUUGACGAAGGAUUGCUACAGUUUUGUGCCAAUAAACUGAAAUUACUCCAUCUUUAUGAGUCUGUCAGUCAGUUAAAUUCCGUUGAUUUUCAUUCAGAUACGCCAUUCUCGGAUAAUGACUUGGCUGUGUUACUGAGGCUCGAUGAAAAAGAACUGCUUAAGCUCGUGGCAUUACUAGAGAAGUACAAAGAGGAAAAAUCCAGGACUGCUACAGUCCGAUUUUCUGAUGCUAAGGAUGGCGUGUUACACGUGAAAACAUUCCUGGAAUAUUUAGAGUGUGAGAAAGAUGCGGUAACUAAGAAGAUAAGUGAAGAGGAGUAUGUGGCUUUAGGCAGUUUCUUUUUUUAGUGUUUGCAUGGAGAAAGCUCUACCGAGGACAUGUGUCACACUCUGGAGUCAGCUGGACUGAGCCCUCAGCUGUUGUUGUCUCUGCUCCUGAGUGUGUGGCUUUCUAAGGAAAAAGAUAUUUUGGAUAAACCGCAGUCUGUGUGCUGUCUCCAUACGAUGCUGUCCCUUCUGAGCAAGAUGAAAGUGGCCAUCGAUGAGACCUGGGAUUCCCAGUCUGUGUCCCCGUGGUGGCAGCAGAUGCGCACGGCUUGUAUUCAGUCUGAGAACAACGGAGCUGCUCUGUUGUCUGCACACGUUGGGCAUUCCAUUGCUGCACAGAUCUCAAACAGUAUGACUGAGAAAAAAUUUUCCCAAACAGUGUCGGGUGCUGAUUCUGAGGCCCUCACCGAUUCCUGGGAGGCCCUUUCUCUUGACAUGGAAUACUGGAAGCUCCUGCUGAAACAGCUGGAGGACUGCCUCAUCCUUCAGACUCUGCUUCACAGCAAAGCAAACACGCCAGUCUCCAAAGUGUCAUCGCUGCAGGCUGAGCCACUCCCGAGGCUGUCUGUCAAAAAGUUACUGGAAGGGGGAAAAGGUGGCAUUGCAGACAGUGUAGCCAAGUGGAUAUUUAAACAGGACUUCAGCCCUGAAGUACUAAAACUGGCUAGUAAGGAAAGAGAUGCAGAAAACCCAGAUGAACCCAAAGAAGGUAUUAACAGAGGUUUACUUGAAGCAUCAGAGGUGGAGAUGACCCUAGGAGCCAUACCAGACUUGUUGCAUUUAGCCUAUAAGCAGUUUCCAUGCAGCCUUGAGCUGGACGUGCUGCACGCCCACUGCUGUUGGGAGUACGUCGUUCAGUGGAAUAAAGACCCAGAGGAAGCACGUUUUUUUGUUAGGUCAAUAGAACACUUGAAGCACAUUCUUAAUGCGCAUGUUCAGAAUGGCAUUGCUCUCAUGAUGUGGAAUACAUUCUUGGUGAAAAGGUUUUCUGCUGCUACGUACUUGAUGGAUAAGGUUGGAAAAUCACCAAAGGACAGGCUAUGUCGAAGGGAUGUGGGGAUGAGUGACACAGCAAUGACCUCCUUCCUUGGCUCCUGCUUGGAUCUUCUUCAGACUUUAAUGGAGGCCGACGUCAGCCGGGAUGAGAUGCAGGCACCUGUCCUGGACACGGAGGACGCGUGGCUCAUGGUCGAGGGACCAAUCUCCAUCGUGGAGCUGGCACUGGAGCAGAAGCACGUCCACUACCCGCUGGUGGAGCAUCACUCCGUCCUCUGCUCCGUCCUCUACGCCGUCAUGAGGUUUUCUCUGAAGACCGUGAAGCCGCUGUCACUCUUCGAUAGUAAGGGGAAAAAUGCAUUCUUCAAAGACCUAACUUCGAUUCAGUUAUUACCUAGUGGGGAAAUGGAUCCAAAUUUUAUUUCUGUACGACAACAGUUCUUACUGAAAGUCGUUAGCGCGGCCGUCCAGGCCCAGCACUCAGUCGUGAAAGACCGAGAGUCCUCAGAAGAGGCACCGACCACUCCUUUUGGGAAAGACCAAGACUGGCCAGUGCUAGCUGUGGAUUUGGCUCAUCACCUUCAAGUUAGUGAAGAUGUGGUUCGAAGGCAUUACGUGGAGGAGCUCUACAACUACGGAGCGGACCACUUGGGAGAAGAGGCCAUUCUCCAGGUUCAGGACAAGGAGGUCCUUGCCUCGCAGCUGCUGGUGUUAACAGGGCAGAGACUGGCUUACGCGCUCCUCCACACCCAGAUCAGAGAAGGAAUGGAGCUACUGGCCAGACUUCCGCCCAUGCUCUGCACUUGGCUGAGAGCCAUGAACCCCCAGGAUCUUCAAAACACAGAAGUGCCAAUUGCAACGACAGCUAAACUAGUAAAUAAAGUCAUUGAGCUUUUACCAGAAAACCAUGGGCAGUACAGUUUAGCCUUACACCUCAUUGAAGCGAUGGAAGCCAUAUCUCUUCCUUCUUUAUGACACUUACCUACUGAAAAUGGUCUGAAAUUGUGUGACUGGAACAUGAAUUAGUGCAUGUAAUUUUACAUAGUAAGAUCUGGAAUUUUAUGAAGGGAGUAGGUCUUUUUUCUUUUGUAAAAUAAAUACAAAUACAUACUACUUUUUAAAAGUGCAGUCCUGGCUAAAUUCCACUCCUUUGGUUAAUACUGAAGAUAAAAUAUAACUGAAUAUCAACUAUACCAUAUUACUAACACAGAUGUUUUACUGUUUAUUUCUAAUUUAAGCACUUAAAUAGCUUUAUGGGUAAACUUUGCUAUUUCAAAUGGGUUAUAAUUUACAGAUUAUGUUCUUAUUAUCAGAUUCUAUAUUUCGUACUCAAAAUGUUAAUUGUAAUUAAAUUUAAGUGUGUUCAUGUAUAGUCCCCCAUCAGUAAAAUUUGAGGAACACCCCACUGGCUUUUGUUGGCAUGCUUAAAUCCCCGAGCUCUGCACGAGGACAGGUUCUUUCCCCGAGGUUAUGCUGCCACCACCGGAGGAUGAUGACCUUGCUUUGGAGGAGGAACGGGUUCGAGAUCCUCAUAUUCAUCAGAAGGGACACUGAACAACAUUAGAACCCUUAACCUGUUGUCCUUGCCAAAACUGAGAAUCUGAGACGCAAGCAACACAGCAAAAUUAAUUACGAUGUAAGUUAAGAUUUACUUUUUGCCAAGAUUCAAAGUUGUAUCCACAUCAGGUCAUUGUAAAAAUGUAUUAUCUUGUAAAAUUUAUGUUUUAAAAAAAAGGGCAAAGAUGCUAAAAAAAAUUAAGUCCAAUUUAUUUUUCCUACAAGUGUUUAGAAAGGUCUGCUUCUGGGAUAUGGUAACAUUAUCUAUUCUUGGGAACAGUACAGAAAAGGCCUAGUGAUAUUACAGCUUUGCAAACCUACCUCACAGCUGGGUUGAGAGAAUAAAAUACAACUAAUUUUGUACCCUAGAGUGCCUCGAGCAGUCCAAGUGCUGAAUAAUUAUUUGUUGAUUAAAAUCAGGUUAACCAAAACUCUGUAAAAAGUGCUUUGAGCUCUACAAAUACCAAGUCUUUAUUAGGGUAGAUCUUUGGAAUGUAGCCAUAGAGUGCAAUUACUGAUCUCUGUCACGGAUCACAAUUGUUAUUCGUAGUAACUCAUUGUGAUACGGAAGUGUGUUGUUUCACUUACACGUAGGAAGCCAGCGUUAGUAACUGUACAAAGUUGACGAGUAUGCCCCUCGAGGUUAUAAAGAAAAAAGUCUCACAUUUGAGGAUAUCCCAGUGUAAAUUCUUUUUAAUUAAAAGAUCACACCCAAAAAGGAACUAAAACUUAGUCUAAAGAAAGAACUAGUUCUAAAGAACUAAAACUGUCUAAAACUUACUAAUUACCGUUUAAUUU